UAAAGAAUAUAAGUACUGACAAUUUUCAAUAAUAUCAUGAAUGUCAUUUUAGAAAUUAUACGUGAAAAGAAUUCAUUGGUCAUCAGAAAAAAAUUGAACUUUGUACAAUUGAAAUUAAACGAUCACAGCGCUGCAUUAUACAUUUCUCUCUGACCUGGCCGUAAGCGCAGUAUGUAGUGUAGUGUUCUGGAAGUAGUAGUAGUCGUUCAGUUCUUCACACAGUGGAGUUACAAAGUCUUUAUUAAUUAAUAAAGAAUUAUUAUAUAUCGACAAUGGAGAUUCAAAUAUUGACCGCGAAGUCAUCAAAAUUCAUAACAAAUGUAUCCGUGAAACCUACUACAACUAUAAGAGAAAUUAAAGAAGAAUUAUUUAAACUAAAAAAAGCACCACAUAUUCACAGACAAUGUUUAAGACUAGAUGCUAAGGGAAAAGCUUUAUCUGAUUCAGAUACAUUGAAGAAUUUAUCUAUUUCUAGUGGUGGAAAGUUAUACUUUAAAGAUCUUGGACCACAGAUUAGUUGGAAAACUGUAUUUUUAGUGGAAUAUGCUGGUCCAUUAUUUCUAUAUUUAUGGAUAUAUCAACGUGCAUGGAUUUUUUAUGGUGAUGCAACUGCAUCUGAAAUUAAUAAUGUAGUCCAUGUAGCAGCAAUUUGUUGGUCUAUACAUUAUGCAAAAAGACUUCUAGAAACAUUGUUCAUACACCGUUUCAGUCAUGCAACAAUGCCACUGCGCAAUCUCUUUAAAAACUGUUCAUACUAUUGGCUGUUUGCUAUGUAUGUAGCAUACCAUGUAAAUCAUCCUUUGUAUACAGCUCCGAAUCAAAUGCAGUUUCUGACUGGACUAGUAAUAUUUGCACUUUGUGAAGUGGGAAACUUGAGUAUUCAUGUGGCUCUAAGAAAUUUGAGACCAGCAGGAAGUACUGUAAGAAAAAUACCAGUACCCACUGGCAAUCCUUUUACUAUAUUGUUUAAUCUUGUAUCAUGCCCAAAUUAUACUUAUGAGAUUGGCAGUUGGAUUGGUUUUACUAUCAUGACCUCAUGUUUGCCAGCUGCUCUCUUUACCUUAGCUGGUGCAUAUCAAAUGACUAUAUGGGCAUUAGGAAAACAUAAAGCGUAUAAGAAAGAAUUUUCCCAAUAUCCGAAAAAUAGAAAAUCUAUCAUUCCAUUUGUUCUUUAAAUAAGGCAAUAUUAAUUUAAGAAAAUUGUGUUGGUAAUUAUUGUUAUAACAUUUCUUCGUUCCAAUUUGUUAAUAAUAUUUCUUUUCCUUAAAUAAAUAAUUUACGAUAGGAAAA
Molecule: messenger RNA, 1290 nt
Organism: Bombus huntii
Lineage: Eukaryota; Metazoa; Arthropoda; Insecta; Hymenoptera; Apidae
Gene: Sc2
Product: very-long-chain enoyl-CoA reductase
Exons: 5
Coding region: 273-1175 (300 amino acids)
Biological process (GO): very long-chain fatty acid biosynthetic process
Molecular function (GO): oxidoreductase activity, acting on the CH-CH group of donors; protein binding
Source: RefSeq, a predicted model, not a curated record